UAUGAUGAAGGUGGAGGGAAGGCACACUCAGACACUCCCUCUAGCUUGAACUUGUGCAGGCUGUCUCACUCUUCUCACCAGUCAGUCAGUCGGGCAGUCAGUUAACGUGCACCGCCGCAUGGCUUGUGUUAGCGCCAACUUUCCUCACUAACAAGUGGAAUCUUGUCUCGAGGAAGGAGGAGAGGGAAGAGGAUCCGGAGCUCGGCUUGACUCGUGACGUCUUUUCUGGCGUGUCGUGCAUGUUUAAAUCGGAGCGCCGUGGUGCCGAGUGUCGGCCAGACGAGUAGUUCCAGCAGCGGCCACCUCAGUCCGCAGGCAUGACUUGGAGACGGGCCGCCGUCCUCGGUGCCUUUUUACUCACUUUACUUUUAAAGGUGUCAGAUGGAUCGGGACAGUUCGAGUUGCAGAUCUUAUCCACGCACAACGCGAACGGAGAGUUGCUGAACGGCGCGUGCUGCCACGGCACACGGAGCACCGCGGACACCAAGUGCACGCGGGGAGAGUGUCGAACCUUUUUUAAAGUUUGCCUCAAGGAAUACCAGUCGAGGGUUUCGGCGGCGGGGACCUGCAGUUUCGGAACGGGAACUACGCCUGUCCUCGGAGGGAAUACAUUUUCUUUUAGGAGCUCGGUCAGGAAUGACAAGGCCAGGAUAGUUUUGCCCUUCAGCUUCGCAUGGCCGAGAUCCUACACUUUGAUAAUACAAGCGUUGGACUUCAACAAUGAAACCAGCGGUGCAGAUGGGAGAGUGAUAGAGAAAUAUUUGUACUCGGGCCAGAUCAACCCGAGCCCAAACUGGCAUAAGAAGACCCACAAUGGCCCCGUCGCUCAGUUCGAGUACCAGAUCCGGGUCAGCUGCGACGAGCACUACUACGGCUUCGGCUGCAACAAGUUCUGUCGACCCAGGGACGAGUUCUUUGGGCAUUACACGUGCGACUACAACGGUAACAAGACUUGUCUGGAAGGCUGGUCGGGACCAGAAUGCAACACUGCAAUAUGCCGACAAGGCUGCAGUACUGAACACGGAUCAUGUCAGGAGCCCGGUGUUUGCACGUGUUUGUACGGCUGGCAAGGCCAAUACUGUGACAAGUGUAUCCCCCACCCCGGCUGUGUACAUGGCACAUGUGUGGAACCUUGGCAGUGCCUCUGCGACACCAACUGGGGUGGACAUCUUUGCGACAAAGAUCUCAACUACUGUGGCACUCACCAGCCGUGUAUUAACGGAGGGACUUGCAGCAACACUGGACCGGACAAGUACCAGUGUUCGUGUGCUGAAGGUUAUUCAGGAGCCAACUGUGAGAGAGCGGAACAUGCCUGUUUGUCCAAUCCCUGCUCAAAUGGCGGCAGCUGCUCAGAAACCAGUCACGGUUAUGAAUGUCACUGUGUGCCAGGCUGGAGCGGCCCUUCCUGCACUCUCAAUAUUGAUGACUGCUCUCCAAACCAUUGUAAUCACGGAGGGACCUGCCAAGAUCUUGUCAACGGCUACAAAUGUCUUUGUCCCUCUCAGUGGACUGGAAAGACAUGUUUGAUAGAUGCCAACGAAUGUGACGCCAAACCCUGCGUAAAUGCCAACUCGUGCCGCAACCUGAUUGGCGGGUACUUCUGCGAAUGCAGCCCCGGUUGGACGGGCCAGAACUGUGACGUCAAUAUAAACGACUGCAUGGACCAAUGCCAAAAUGGGGGAAUCUGCAAGGACUUGGUGAAUGGAUAUCGCUGUGUGUGUCCCCCCGGCUUCACCGGCGAGCACUGCGAGAGGGACAUUGACGAGUGUGCCAGCUCGCCUUGUCUCAACGGCGGGCGCUGCCAGGACGACAUCAACGGCUUCCACUGUCUCUGUCUGGCCAGAUUUUCAGGGAAUCUCUGCCAGCUGGAUAUCGAUUACUGCUCGCCCAACCCCUGUCAGAAUGGAGCACCCUGUUUCAACUUGGCCACAGACUACUACUGCGCCUGCCCGGAGGACUACGAGGGCAAGAACUGCUCUCACCUCAAGGACCACUGUCGCACCACUACAUGUAAAGUAAUUGACAGUUGCACGGUUGCGGUGGCAUCUAACAGUACGCCUGGAGGAGAGCGCUACAUUUCGUCCAAUGUGUGCGGGCCUCAUGGGCGGUGCCGGAGCCAAGCCGCUGGCCAGUUCAGUUGCGAAUGUCAAGAAGGCUUCAGAGGAACCUACUGCCAUGAAAAUAUCAACGACUGCGAGAGCAGCCCGUGUCGCAACGGUGGCACCUGUAUCGACAAAGUUAGCGUGUACCAGUGUAUCUGUGCUGACGGCUGGGAGGGCGACCACUGUGAGAUCAACAUUGACGACUGCAGCGCCAACCCCUGUCAUAAUGGUGGGACGUGUCGGGACCUGGUGACUGAUUUCUUUUGCGAGUGCAAGAAUGGCUGGAAGGGGAAAACGUGCCACUCCCGCGAAAGUCAGUGCGAUGAAGCCACUUGCAACAACGGAGGCACCUGCCAUGAUGAGGGCAAUGCCUUCCAGUGCAAGUGCUCCCCAGGGUGGGAGGGGACAACAUGCAACAUAGCCAAAAAUUCGAGCUGUCUUCCAAACCCUUGUGAGAAUGGAGGUACCUGCGUGGUGACGGGGGAGUCUUUCUCCUGUGUCUGCAAGGAGGGCUGGGAGGGUCCCACGUGCACCCAAAACACCAACGACUGCAGUCCACACCCAUGCUACAACAGUGGAACCUGUGUUGACGGAGACAACUGGUACCGCUGCGAGUGCGCCCCAGGCUUCGCAGGCCCAGACUGUCGGAUCAAUAUCAAUGAAUGCCAGUCCUCCCCGUGCUCUUUCGGAUCCACUUGUGUCGAUGAAAUUAACGGCUACCGCUGUCUGUGCCCACCAGACAGAAGUGGGGCGCACUGUCAAGAAGUGACAAGAAAAGCCUGCUCAGUUAAUGGACGCGUGAUAUCUGACGGGGUCAAAUGGGAUGAAGACUGCAACACUUGCCACUGUUUCAAUGGGAAAGUCAUAUGCACAAAGAUGUUGUGUGGUCCAGUAGCAUGCCACCUCGGUACCAAAGGCCGAAGCGGCUGUCCUUCAGGCCAGAGCUGCUUCCCCAUCAGAGAGGGCCACUGUUUCGUCAAACCCUGCCUCGGACUCGGGGAGUGCUGGCGCCCUGGUCCGAUUCCGCCGACCCCCAAAUGUCACCCAAGCUCUAGCUACGAGGAUAAUAGCUGCACCAACAUCACCUUCACCUUCGACAAGGAUAUCUUGUCUAGGGGUGUGCAGAGCUUGACUGUGGAGAAUGUGUGUAACCAGCUGAGGCGCUUGUACGUGGUCAAGAAUUUGUCUUUGGAGCAUUCCGUGUCUAUAACCUGUGACCCGUCAUUCUCAGCCAGCAACGAGAUCCACGUCUGCAUCUCAACAGAGGACCAUCGUUUGGACCGGAGUCCUAUAAAGGAGAUCACCGAGCGGCUAAUUGACCUGGUCAGCAAACGCAACGGGAACAACACUAUCAUCGCUUCCAUCGUGGAAGUGUGCGUGCCGAGCCCCAGCAAAACUGACUACCUAGUGCCCCUCCUCAGCUCCAUCUUCAUCGUCCUGUGGGUCCUCCUUCUCAUCUCCAUCCUGCUUUGGUGCAUGCGUCGCCGGCGGAAACAGAGUAGCCUCGGUGGCGGGGCGGCAGCGGCCGCCGGCUCCGAUGAUAAUACCACCAACAACGUGCGCGAGCAGCUCAACCAGAUCAAGAACCCCAUCGAGAAGCACGUGGGCCUGUCGGUGGCCAUCAAAGACUACGAGCACAAGAACUCCAUCAUCGCCAACAUGAGGACAAAUCACCCCGAGGGGGACGAGGACGACAAGGAGAGGCACCUCCAGAAGGGCCGCUUCGCCAAACAGCCGGCGUACACACUGGUGGAGCGGGACGAGAAGAUCUCGGGCCCCAACUCGGCCGGCAAACACCCAAAUUGGACUAAUAAACAGGACAACAGAGACUUGGAGACGGCAAACAGCAUAAACAGAAUGGACUACAUAGUAUAGCGGACAGCUGCGUUGCUGUGCAACCGAGCCUGAGACGCGGUCACACCCCCGGUGGCGGGUGAACCAGGGGAGCUUCGGCAUGCCGUGUCGGUCGCGGCCCCGCAGUAUUUUCAUAUUUUCCCCGUGUUAAUUUAAGUUUUUGACAAGCUGGCUUACACUGGCAGUGACGGUUGCUUUGGUUGGCUGGAAACACAAGGCACUGGUAUACAUUUCACUGUAGAAUGUUAACUCAUGGGCUGCCAUUGACGGCAAUAGACGUCCGAUCCGUUUGAACCGGGAGGGUCGGCGGCGUCUACUAGUGAUAUUUGAAAUUCACAACAGAAGGAUGAAACAGUCACAUUCGGACGUCUAUCGUCGUCAGUGACACUGAAAGAGUUAGGUUUACUCCACCGCAUUUCAGCCCCGCCCCCUUUUGUCUUUUUUUUUUUUUUAGUGGACACGUGGAACGGGCUCCUGUUGUAAUUGUUGUACAAUGACUAAAACAACCCUGUUGUGUUCAGCACUAGCGCUAAUCAUUUUAGUGAGUGAAUUCUUUCUAGUACCGUUUCAGAAAAAGUGCCUUUUCAGCUUUAGACUUCGCCACUGUCAAAUGAGGAAAACAAAAAAAGAGCAAGUUUAUUAUUUAUUUUUAUUUUGGGGAGGGGCGGGAGGCGGAGAGAGGGGCGGGGUGGGUUUAAUGUCAGCAACGGCUGCCAAUAUGAAGAAUUUAUGUUGAUUUAGAACAUGUAGAUAUGUACAUUUUUUUAUUAAUCAUUGUGUAUAUUUGAUUUAUUAAUUUAAUAAUCAAGAGCCUUAAGAUAUCAUUCCUUUUUAUUUAUAUGUUGUCUAGUUUGAAGGUUUUGAUAGCUGUGGAAGCUUACCAUUUCUUUCAAUGACUGUUUUCUCCAAUGCGUUCUAUAAAGCCAAAUGUCAGAAUUUCAAAGACAAACAAUGGGCACUUUUGGGCCUGAGACUUUUUUUUUUUCGUUUUGUUUUGUUUUUUAAACACAAUUAGACAUUUCAUUUGUUGCCAGGACAUUGACUGAAUGCAAAUGCUUGCUGCGAAGGAUGGACAUGUUGGCAGACAUAUUGCUUGCCAUCAGACGGUAAUUAAAAUUAAGGGAACAAAAAUGUCCUUGAAAGCAGCCUCAAAAGUUCGACUCACAUUUCAAAGGUGACGAGGCAGGUGACGAGGCAGGUCACGUGACUGCGACGAGCGGGGAUUCCCAUCAUAAGCUAGACCGUGAGUACUUGAAGAGCAGAUUGGCGAUGGGAACACUGUAGGAGCACGUGAAAUAUACUGCCUCCCUUGACAAGUCAUUGUUUGCAUCCUUUCUGUGCACAUUUCUUUUUAAUGAGGCUCUUAAAAAGACAAACAUGGUUAUCUCAUCUGUUAAGGAGAUCGUGGCAACAUUUUUGUCCAUUUUUGACUUGUUUGAACUUGAGAACAAUGUGUUGAUCUGGCAAUAUAUUUUUUGAAAGUUGUAUUUAUUAAAUAUUUUGUAUGAAAAGAGAAUUAAAGAAGUCUUUGUUCUGGAUUGUGUAGAUAGCGUCGUUCUCUGAGAUUCCGAAUAGUCCAAACGUUCCUAAAUCCGUGUUAUCAAUGUACAUGUGGAAGUUGGGUUGGCAACUCGAUGAAAAAGAAAUAAUGGACACCUCUGGCCAGCUGGCCCGAUAGCCAUCACCCUAGAAUUAUUUUUUUGUAUGUGAUUUUAUUUUUUUAUUUUUUUAGUGUAUUAAUAACAAGGUUAUAAUUUUACUCAAACCUGAAUUAGGUACAUAUUUGAGUGGUAUAAGCACAUGGAAAAACAAUAAUUAUCAGCAAUUCAUUUUUUAAGACAAAAAAUACUAGAAUAAAAACAUGUUCUGCUAGAUUUAAAACUAUAACCCUUAAGGUCCUGAGCCUAUUGUGUGUAUGUGUUUUGUUGGCUGAUUCCCCCCCCCCAACUUGGGUGCGUUCAAAGUCCCCUCAGCAAUAACAAUUUUGCAAAUGAUUACUCUCAAAUUAACAGGACACAAAAAUAUACCGCUAUUUUCGGGCUAUAAGCUGCUCCUCUUUUCCCA
Molecule: messenger RNA, 6020 nt
Organism: Corythoichthys intestinalis (scribbled pipefish)
Lineage: Eukaryota; Metazoa; Chordata; Actinopteri; Syngnathiformes; Syngnathidae
Gene: jag1b
Product: jagged canonical Notch ligand 1b
Exons: 26
Coding region: 318-3977 (1219 amino acids)
Biological process (GO): heterophilic cell-cell adhesion; establishment or maintenance of epithelial cell apical/basal polarity; cell communication
Cellular component (GO): protein-containing complex; plasma membrane
Molecular function (GO): calcium ion binding; Notch binding
Source: RefSeq, a predicted model, not a curated record